GAAGCGCUGCUGCGCCCGCCGGAAAAGGUCCCGGCGCCGCCAACCGUCCGCGCCGCCCAGGCCCCUGCUCGCCGCCCAGGCCCGCGCCCGCCCGCCGUCCCGAGUUCCGCCCGCCCGCCCGCCUCGCCAUGACGGACCGCUACACCAUCCACAGCCAGCUGGAGCACCUGCAGUCCAAGUACAUCGGCACGGGGCACGCCGACACCACCAAGUGGGAGUGGCUGGUGAACCAGCACCGCGACUCGUACUGCUCCUACAUGGGCCACUUCGACCUGCUCAACUACUUCGCCAUCGCCGAGAACGAGAGCAAGGCGCGCGUCCGCUUCAACCUGAUGGAGAAGAUGCUGCAGCCCUGCGGGCCGCCCGCCGACAAGCCCGACGAGUCCUGACCCUCCGUCCUCCUGGUCCCGGCCCUCUCUCCCGUUGUGGUUCCCGCGAAGGAUUGACCGCGAGAAGCGUCUCAAAAUGCCUGCUUCCGGACUCUGACUGUGCAGUCGUUCGCCUUUUUUCAAGUGGAAUAUAAUAAAGCUUCCUGGGCAUUCCUAA
This is a messenger RNA of Vidua macroura (Pin-tailed whydah), 546 nucleotides long. It is a transcript of the gene SF3B5, whose product is annotated as splicing factor 3b subunit 5. Bases 129 to 389 code for a protein of 86 amino acids. The transcript has a single exon. NCBI's taxonomy places the organism in Eukaryota, Metazoa, Chordata, Aves, Passeriformes, Viduidae. Gene Ontology annotation, biological process: mRNA splicing, via spliceosome. The record is from RefSeq and is a predicted model, not a curated record. Gene Ontology annotation, cellular component: precatalytic spliceosome; U2 snRNP.